Aedes aegypti (yellow fever mosquito) is the source of this 551-nucleotide messenger RNA. Its product is annotated as ejaculatory bulb-specific protein 3. Lineage: Eukaryota; Metazoa; Arthropoda; Insecta; Diptera; Culicidae. The record is from RefSeq and is a predicted model, not a curated record. The transcript has 2 exons. Bases 38 to 418 code for a protein of 126 amino acids.
CUCAGCUUCAACGAACAAGCUUAAAAAAACAUUCAAAAUGAAAUUCUUCAUCGUUGCUCUGGCCCUGAUUGCCGUGGUUGCAGCUCAAGAUGACAAGUACACCACCAAGUACGACAGUAUCGAUAUAGAUGAGAUCCUGAAGUCGGAUCGUUUGUUCAAGAACUACUUCAACUGCCUGAUGGACACUGGAGCUUGCACGCCAGAAGGUAACGAACUGAAGCGCGUCCUGCCCGAUGCCUUGGAGAACAACUGCUCCAAAUGUAGCGAAAAGCAGCAAACAUCCAGCACAAAGAUCAUCAAAUUCCUGACGGAGAACAAGCCAGAGGCAUGGACCAUGCUGAAGGCCAAGUACGACCCCGAUAACAAAUACGUCGCGAAGUACGUCGCCGAUGCUGACAAGGAAGGAAUCAAGCUGUAAACUCAUCUAUCUGGUCCAAAAUGGUGGUUCAAUUGACAAAACGCAAUGACCUCUACAAACUGAAUCCGUUUUCGUUACUAACUGUCGCUUAUGUUGAUUGCAAAUUGAUGAAAUAAAUAUUUCAAGAACGCUA